Solanum stenotomum is the source of this 1775-nucleotide messenger RNA. Its product is annotated as small GTPase LIP1. Gene Ontology annotation, molecular function: GTP binding; GTPase activity. The record is from RefSeq and is a predicted model, not a curated record. NCBI's taxonomy places the organism in Eukaryota, Viridiplantae, Streptophyta, Magnoliopsida, Solanales, Solanaceae. Bases 511 to 1515 code for a protein of 334 amino acids. Gene Ontology annotation, cellular component: endomembrane system. The transcript has 7 exons. Gene Ontology annotation, biological process: intracellular protein transport.
CCAGCCUUUUGGGCUUCCAAAAUUCUGGUCGGUGAAUCAACCGUCUAAACUGUCUUUUCGUAGCUCUUGAUGAACAAUCUUGCUCGAUCUCUACACAAAUCUUCCCACAAAAUUUACAAAAUAUAUACUUCAAUCAUACUAUACUGCUGUAAAACCAAGAAAUCAGUGGAACCCAGAACACCCAAUUCGUUUUUUGAUGCAAAAUAUAACUAGUUGAAAUCACUCAUUUCAAGAUUUGUUGAUAGAUCUACUGUAUUGGGUUUUGGGUUAAUCCAGUGUAUGGUUUUGAAUCUUAUGGGUAUUUGAAAAAACAUGGGUUGUUCAUAUUGAAGUGCUUCAUGGGUAUGUUUGUAAUGUGAUGGGUUUUGAAGAAAUGUUGUUUGUUGUGGAGAUUCAGUGUGUUUUAUGGUAACUUGAGUUGAUUAGCUGAUUUGGGUUGGUUUGAAAAUUUUAUUUUUGUAAAAAAAUUUGGAUCUUUUCUGUUGGUUUUGAUUUGGGGUUUUUGAGGAGAUGAUGUUUUGGAGGGAAAGGGAAAGGGAGACUAAAGAACAGAAUGGUGGUCCACCUUGUGGACAAGUUAGGGUGCUUGUUGUUGGAGAUUCAGGUGUGGGGAAGACUUCUCUUGUUCAUCUGAUUCUCAAUGGUUCUUCCAUCGUUCGUCCUCCUCAAACAAUUGGCUGUACAGUCGGAGUAAAACACACUACUUAUGGAAAUUCUGGUAGCUCCUCAACUAGCAUAAAAGGUGAUGCUGAGAGAGAUUUUUUUAUUGAACUCUGGGAUAUAUCAGGACAUGAUCGUUACAAAGAUUGCCGAUCUCUGUUCUACUCACAAAUUAAUGGUGUUAUCUUUGUAUAUGAUCUAUCUCAAAGAAGGACAAAGACAAGCUUGCAGAAGUGGGCUGUAGAGAUAGCAACAGCAGGGACAUUCUCAGCUCCUCUAGCUUCAGGAGGUCCUGGUGGUCUCCCUGUUCCUUACAUUGUCAUUGGCAACAAAGCAGAUAUCGCUACAAACGAGGGUGUUAGAGGAAGCAGUGGCAAUCUUGUUGAUAUGGCUCGGCAGUGGGUUGAGAAGCAAGGUCUACUUCCGUCAAGUGAAGAGAUCCCACUGACUGAGAGUUUUCCUGGUGGUGGAGGUCUUAUUUCGGCCGCCAAGGGAGCAAGAUAUGACAAAGAAGCUGUCAUGAAGUUUUUCCGCAUGUUAAUCAGGAGGAGAUACUUCUCAGAUGAUCUACCCGGUAAUCAUUGGUCUUCUCCAGUUCAGAAACCACUACAUGGAUCAAGCGAAAUUUCAAAUGAUGAUGAUCAUUUGUAUAAAAGUAAAAGUUCAAGUUAUAUCGGUGACUCCUACAAGUACAACACUCUCCCUCCUUUACCUGCUCAACGCAAUCUCACACCGCCUCCCACUCUUUACCCACAGCAACCCAUGUCCACACCUGACAAUUAUAGCAUCCCCAGAUUUGCCAGCACGCAAGACAUGAGCAGUGCCAGAUAUAAGCGCUCAGAUAUCAACGUUUGAUGAUCGUUCCUCCUUUUUAAUGUAAUCACACACAUUUUCAGGACAUAAUUUGUCUUGUAAAAUGUUUCAAUUCAUUCUUUUCAACUCAUUGUGAGGUUCUUGAAGUUGUAGGGUAAAGUUGAAAGGCUUAUAUAAUACAAAGAUCUUUGAAGUUUAUACAAAGAUCUUUGUUAUAGGGGGCACCAUUUCUUUGUUCCUUUGUUUUUGUAUUAGAAAUUUAAAGGGGUGUACAAGUUUAGUUAAAUUUGCUAUGACAUAAU